ACUUUUUCUUGCUCUACCAUUUGUGUGUGUGUCCCCAUAAACCUUGAAGCAAUCAAAAGUUGCGCCUUUUCUAAAGGCAAUUCCGCCGCCCGAACAAAACAUGGCGGGAAGUGGUUCUUUGUACUUGGGCUUUGACCUCAGCACGCAGCAGUUGAAGGGUCUCGUCGUGAGCUCGGAUCUCAAACUCAUCCACGAAGCCAAGGUCGACUUUGACCAAGAUCUCGGAAAGAAGUAUGGCAUAGAAAAGGGAGUUCUGACCAACCCUUCUGAAGGGGAGGUCUUUGCUCCUCCGGCAAUGUGGCUCGAAGCUCUGGAUUUGGUGCUUGAUCGACUGAAGGAGGCUGGUCUGGACUUUGGUCGAGUGAAGGGCGUUUCGGGAGCAGGAAUGCAGCAUGGAACCGUAUUCUGGUCGAGACAUGCAGAAAGUCUGCUGGCAAAUCUGGACGCUGGUCAACCUUUAGUCGGACAAUUGGAUGCCGAAGUCGAGAGUGGAAGGAGAGGAGCUUUUGCUCACCCAAUGAGCCCCAACUGGCAGGACGCUUCCACCCAGGAACAAUGCGAUGCUUUCGAUGUUGAACUUGAAGACAAGGAGACCUUGGCCAAUGUGACCGGCAGCAAAGCUCACCACCGCUUCAGUGGCCCGCAGAUCAUGCGCUAUCGAAAGAAGCAUGCCGAGCACUACGAGCAGACGGCGAGGAUAUCACUUGUGUCAUCGUUCUUAGCCUCCAUUCUUCUCGGGAAUAUUGCCCCGAUUGACAUCAGCGACGUGACUGGCACAAAUCUGUGGAACCUAGACAAGGCUGCCUGGGAUCGAAAACUUGUCGCUCUUGCGGCCGGUGGAGAAGAUAAAGCCGACGAACUCCUCACCAAACUGGGCGACGUUACAAUAGACGGUGGAAAGACAUUUGGAACGAUUUCGAACUACUUCGUGAACAGGUACGGAUUCGCGCAAGACUGCAACAUCAUCCCCUUUACAGGCGACAACCCGGCAACGAUCCUCGCUCUACCUCUCCGCGCCGGCGACGCAAUGGUAUCUCUGGGAACCAGCACGACCUUCCUCAUGAGCACAUCACAAUACAAGCCCGACCCAGCCUACCACUUCAUGAAUCAUCCGACCACUCCUGGCCUCUACAUGUUCAUGCUCUGCUACAAAAACGGCGGUCUCGCCCGCGAACAGAUCCGCGACCAGCUCGACCCGAGCGGGAAAUGGGACCACUUCGACUCGACCGCUCUCUCCACCGCACCCGUCUCUCAAAAGUCUGAUGGCGAACCCAUGCGUAUCGGCCUCUACUUCCCUCGUCCCGAGAUCGUGCCCAACCUCCCCUCCGGUCAAUGGCGCUUCAACUACAACCCAUCCACCGACUCCCUCGACGAAGUCUCCUCCGACUUCCUCCCCGACGACGCCCGCAACAUCAUCGAGUCGCAGAUGCUGUCACUUCGCCUGCGGUCACACAACCUCGUCCAUCCCGGAAAAGAUCCCAAGUCUGGCGAGACCCUACCGGCACAGCCAAGACGUGUAUAUCUCGUUGGAGGCGGGUCGGCAAAUCCGGCCAUCGCGAAGAUCUGCGGUGAAGUCCUCGGUGGCGUGGAAGGUGUGUUCAAGCUGGACAUUGGCGGGAACGCGUGUGCAUUGGGAGCGGCGUACAAAGCUGUUUGGGGAUGUGAAAGGAAAGGAGGCGAGUCAUUCGAGGACUUGAUUGGGAAGAGGUGGGACGAGGCGAGCUUUGUGAAGAGAGUGGCAGAUGGGUAUACGAAGGGUGUGUUCGAGAAGUAUGGCGAGGCGGUCAAGGGGUUUGAAAAGAUGGAACAGGUCGUGCUGAAGAAGGAAGUCGAGCUGUUGGGUCAACGUGGUGGUGGGUUAAUGUAUCCGCCUAAUAAGUGAGAUGCAACGCGCAAAUUUCGUCUUCGUUAGGUGUACAAAUUGGGAAUACCUACUCGAAGGGCCAAAUCAGAAAUCCCCAAAACCCAG
Messenger RNA from Zymoseptoria tritici IPO323, 1969 nucleotides. It is a transcript of the gene MgXKS1, whose product is annotated as putative D-Xylulose kinase. Gene Ontology annotation, biological process: xylulose metabolic process; D-xylose metabolic process. The transcript has 4 exons. NCBI's taxonomy places the organism in Eukaryota, Fungi, Ascomycota, Dothideomycetes, Mycosphaerellales, Mycosphaerellaceae. Gene Ontology annotation, cellular component: cytosol. Gene Ontology annotation, molecular function: D-xylulokinase activity. Bases 101 to 1882 code for a protein of 593 amino acids. The record is from RefSeq and is a predicted model, not a curated record.